This is a messenger RNA of Dendrobium catenatum, 800 nucleotides long. Its product is annotated as peroxidase 12-like. The transcript has a single exon. The record is from RefSeq and is a predicted model, not a curated record. NCBI's taxonomy places the organism in Eukaryota, Viridiplantae, Streptophyta, Magnoliopsida, Asparagales, Orchidaceae. Gene Ontology annotation, biological process: response to oxidative stress. The annotation marks the transcript as partial. Gene Ontology annotation, molecular function: heme binding; peroxidase activity.
AAUCUCCUAAAGCAUCUGCUGACCACACGACAGGCCGGCGGUCCCAACUACCAAGUCCCACUCGGCCGCCGCGACGGUCUGAAGUUCGCAACACGCAACGUCACACUCGCCAGCCUCCCCGCCCCGACCUCCAACGUCUCCGUCAUCCUCCCCAUCCUCGCUCGCAUCAAUCUCGACGCUUCCGACCUCGUCGCCCUCUCCGGCGGCCACACGAUCGGCCGCGGCCACUGCGCCUCCUUCUCCAACCGCAUCUUCCCCUCCCGUGAUCCCACCAUGGACCAAACCUUCUUCAAAAACCUCCGCCUCACUUGCCCUUCUUCCAACUCCACCAACACCACCGUGCUCGACAUCCGCAGCCCCAACGUCUUCGACAACAAGUACUACGUGGAUCUAUUGAACAGGCAGGGGCUUUUUACCUCCGACGAGGAUUUGUAUAUGGAUUCCAGGACGAAGCAGAGGGUCAUCGAUUUUGCGCUGAAUCAGUCGUUUUUCUUUGAAAGAUUUGGGUUUUCGAUGGUGAAGAUGGGGCAGCUGGGCGUGCUGACGGGUGGGAAUGGGGAGAUUAGGAGCAACUGUUCGGCGAGGAAUGCGGGGAGGAUUUCGAUGUGGCAGGUGGGGGAGGAAGGAGACAGUGCUGCUUAUUAGGUCUGGCGUCGUCGGUGUGUGUGUAUUAGGGUUUUGUAAUAAAACGGAGAGUUGAUCGUGGAUCCUCUUUCUGAGUUUUGUAAUAAGCAGAUCUUGUGUUGAUUUUGUGAAUGAAAAUGUUUCAUGCUAAUUUUAAAUUUUAUUUUCUCGUCGAA